Molecule: messenger RNA, 504 nt
Organism: Candidozyma auris
Lineage: Eukaryota; Fungi; Ascomycota; Pichiomycetes; Serinales; Metschnikowiaceae
Gene: HAP3
Product: Hap3p
Exons: 1
Coding region: 1-504 (167 amino acids)
Biological process (GO): regulation of transcription by RNA polymerase II
Cellular component (GO): CCAAT-binding factor complex
Molecular function (GO): DNA-binding transcription activator activity, RNA polymerase II-specific; protein heterodimerization activity; RNA polymerase II cis-regulatory region sequence-specific DNA binding
Source: RefSeq, a predicted model, not a curated record
AUGAAGCACAAGAAAGUCAAGGACGAGGAAGUGGAAGAUGAUUUGAGGAACUGUGACUACGAGAUCAAGGAGCAGGAUCGGUUUUUGCCCAUUGCCAACGUUGCCAGGGUGAUGAAGCUGGCGCUCCCACCGCACGCUAAGCUUUCAAAGGAGUCCAAAGAAUGUGUUCAAGAGUGUGUUUCAGAGUUCAUUAGUUUCAUAACGUCGCAGGCGGCCGAUAAAAGCAAGCUCGAGAAACGCAAGACGCUCAAUGGUGAAGACAUGCUUUGGGCGAUGUUCACUUUAGGGUUUGAGCACUAUGCUGAAACGUUGAAGAUCUACCUUGCCAAAUAUAGGCAGUAUGAGCAGAUGGAGGCGGAAAGAAGGCAAGCGGGCCGGUCUCGGAAAAGAUACGCUCGUGACAGCGAUAGUGACGAGUUGAACGAGAUGGCGUACGAGUUGACUCCAGAGGAUUAUGUCGAUUUCAGCGCUGACUUUGACUACCUCGGGCAGGCUAGUGGAUGA